This is a messenger RNA of Trachymyrmex cornetzi, 688 nucleotides long. RefSeq lists its product as uncharacterized. NCBI's taxonomy places the organism in Eukaryota, Metazoa, Arthropoda, Insecta, Hymenoptera, Formicidae. The annotation marks the transcript as partial. The transcript has 2 exons. The record is from RefSeq and is a predicted model, not a curated record.
AUGAGAUAUAAUGAUUCUCAUAAAUAUUUAGAAUAUUUACGAAUGAAUAAAAAUGUAUUUCAUGAAUUAUUGAAGUUAAUUGAGCCAAGUAUUACAAAACAAGAUGUUGUGAGACCUUCAAUACCAGCGUGUACACGAUUAGAAAUUUGUUUACGAUACCUAGCAUCAGGUGAUUCUAUGCAUUCAAUUUCGUUUGCAUUUCGAGUUGGACUAAAUACAGUAUCAAAGAUAGUAUCAGAAACGUGUCAAGCUAUUUGGAAUUGUUUAAAAAAUAAAGUUUUUCCUGAAAAUAAAGAAAUUGUAUGGUUGCAAAAAGCAAAAGAGUUUGAAGAACAAUGGAAUUUUCCAAACUGCAUUGGUGCCAUUGACGGAAAACACGUUGUGCUUCAAGCUCCACCACAUAGCGAUUCAACGUAUUACAAUUAUAAACAUACUCACAGCGUUGUACUCAUGGCACUUGCAGAUGCCAAUUGUUGCUUUACAAUGGUAGAUAUUGGUGCUGAAGGCAGACGAAGUGACGGAGGAAUCUUCUACGAUAGUGAACUUAAGCAUCAAUUAGAAAAUAAUUAUUUAAAGUUACCGAAAGAAACAUCAAUUUUAGUAAAAGAUUUUAGAUUACCUUAUAUCAUAGUAGCUGAUGAAGCUUUUGCUUUGACUUCAUAUAUGCUGCGUCCAUAUUCUCGAUCUU